Molecule: messenger RNA, 3776 nt
Organism: Sardina pilchardus (European sardine)
Lineage: Eukaryota; Metazoa; Chordata; Actinopteri; Clupeiformes; Clupeidae
Product: inter-alpha-trypsin inhibitor heavy chain H3-like
Exons: 24
Coding region: 100-2322 (740 amino acids)
Source: RefSeq, a predicted model, not a curated record
GAGUGCAUCUUUGAUAUAGUAUUUAGGUGAUGAGAUGCAACAGGCAGAAGGAGAUAUUUCUUCAUCAAACACUGCCGGGGUGACGGUCUCUGGAUCACCAUGGGUACACUGGUAGCCUCAAUUAUUUUCUUUUUUUUGCAAGUCGGAGGAAGUCAACCCCAUAAGCAGAGGGGUGUUUGGGAUAUCUACAGUUUCCACGUCAAUUCCACUGUGACGAGUCGCUAUGCCAUCACAGUCAUCACCAGCCGAGUGGCCAACGGACAUGAAAACUCAACCGAGAUUGACUUCCACGUCAAGAUCCCCAAAACGGCCUUCAUCAGCAAAUUCAGAAUGACUAUUGAUGGGAUGAUUUAUGACGGAGUGGUCAAGCCAAAGGAAGAGGCCAGGAAGCAGUACAAUACAGCUGUAUCACGAGGCCAAAGUGGGGGACUGGUCAGCGCUGUAGGCAGGACUUUAGAGGACUUCAAAACAUCAGUGUCCGUCGCUGCUUACAGCAAGGUGACCUUUGAACUCACCUAUGAGGAACUGCUGCAGCGUCGUCUUGGCAACUAUGAGCUGCUGAUCAAUGCCCAACCUGGCCAACCUGUUAAAGACUUCAAGAUUGAUGUCAGUUUGUACGAGAAGCCUGGCAUAAACUUUCUACAGGUGGAGGGUUCUUUGGCUUCAAAUGACCUGGGCAGUGCGAUCACAAAAUCACAUGUGGAUGAAAAGGCAUGGGUGAAGUUCUACCCCACACAAGACCAGCAGAUCACAUGUGACGGCUGUGGAGAGAAGGGACUUAGUGGUGACCUUAAGAUUAUCUUUGAUGUUGAGAGGCCACAUUCUAAGGGAGAUAUAAGAGAGAAUGGUGGGUUUUUUGUCCAUUAUUUCGCUCCUACUGGUCUUCCACGCAUUCCCAAAAAUGUGGUCUUUGUGGUUGACCAAAGUGGAUCUAUGGCGGGCAAGAAAAUAGAACAGACUCGAACAGCUUUACUGAAGAUUUUGGGAGAUCUGGAUGAAGACGACCAUUUUGGCCUAAUCUGCUUUGAUGAUAAAAUAUCACCAUGGAAACAAAAACUUCUCAGGGCAACCCAACAGAACCUGGACAAAGCGAAAAAAAUUGUCACAACAAUAACAGAUCGAGGAGGUACAGAUAUAAAUGCUGCCGUGUUGGAAGGUGUGAAGAUGAUCAAAAAAUCUCACAGAGAAGGUUCAGCGUCCAUCCUCAUAUUGCUGACGGAUGGCGAUCCCACUUCAGGUGAGACGAGACCAGAAAGAAUCCAAUCCAAUGUGAGAGAGGCCAUUGGGAAGAGGUUUCCUUUGUACUGCUUGGGUUUUGGGCUUGAUGUGAACUUUGAGUUCCUGCAGAAGAUGGCCCAAGAGAACAGUGGAGUGGCACGCAGGAUCUAUGAGGCAUCGGACGCGGCUCUCCAGCUGAAGGGUUUCUAUGAGGAAGUCGCCGUCCCUCUGUUGACCAGCGUGCAGAUGAGUUACAGAGGUGCCGCAAACCUGACCCAAACCAGCUUCAGCUACUACUACAAUGGCUCUGAGAUUGUGGUGGCUGGACAGAUCACUGACAUCAAUGACUUCAGUACAGAGGUGAUCGGGAUAUCGACAAACAGCAAGGUGUACAAGAUGUACAGUGAUGUCUUGCCUGCUGAAGAUGACAAACUGCCUGCAGAGAUGGGUGGUUUUGACAACCUCCUCCAGAGACUAUGGGCCUACCUCACUGUCAAACAGCUUCUGGAGAAGGAGUUGAUGCUGACCGGCGAGGAGAAGGAGGCGUUGAGUAAGGAGGUCCUCGAUAUCUCCAUCAAACACAGUUUUGUGACCCCACUCACCUCGAUGGUGGUCACCAAACCUGAGGGCGAGGACUCCCAAGUGGCCAACAAACCAAAAGAGGGAGACAAGUCUGCUGAUGAUGCUGGUGCACGCCGCGCAUAUUAUGACCUGCUUUCUGUUGCAGGAGACGAUGAUGACUAUGCUGACGAUUUUGCCUAUUCUGAGGAUUAUGAUGAUUAUGUCGGGCCAAGGCACUUUGUCCUUGCUAGUGAUUUCGGGGUAAAAAGUAGCAGUAUGAUCAGUGGUAGGGAGGAUCAUCAUGGGCCAUCAUUGGUUUAUGGUUUGCUGGGGUCUGGCGUGUGCCUAGCAGUCCUGGGGAUCCUCGCAGCUUCAAUUUUCUGGUUCAAGAGGCGCAAACACACAAGACCACCACAUGCUGACCACAGUAAAAGUGCCUCUCCCUGUAUGGGCCCUGUGAGUGUGAGUUGUGAAGAUCAGGGUGUGGAGAGUGUCACACUUAUGGAUAAAUCAGGCAAAGAGCUCAAAGCACUUCCCUCCUAAGGACUGAGGACUACUUGCAUGAAGAUUCAUUUUGGUCUGGAGAAGUAAGCUCUUUCAUACAUUGGUUUUGUUCAUUAGCUUCUUACAGUAAUUUCCUGUGUAUUAUCCACAUUGUGUAUAAGCCGCAGGACGGUGUUUUAUGCAAGUUAACAUAAACAAAACCAUAUUAAUGCCAUAUUAACUGCCCCCGUGUAUUAACCUCUUAGCUGACAAAAGUUUGCAAAAUCAAUGUAUAAGUCGCGGCUAAUAUUGGGGAAAUUACGGUAUACGUUUUUAUAGGCACUGCUGUUUCAUAAAGCCUAUGUAAUGGUUGUUUUAUUCUGUUUUGUGGGCCUUUGCAUGCACAACAUGCAUUGCUACAUUUUUGUGACAGCCUCAUGCAGCCUCAUGCAGUGAAUAUACGACCUGCGAAUGUGUAAGCUCUGUAUCAUGGCUAAUUCUGCUUUGUGACUGUACAACCACUGUAUUUUGGCAACCUCUUCAUUUUCUGAAAAGUACUUUGUGCCUUCUAGACAUUACUGUGGGGACCAAGUAUCAUUGUUGUCAGACUUGUUGUAACUGUGUUGAGAUGACCUUUUUUUUUAGUCCAGACACUAGACACUAUUGAUUAUGACAAAUCAGUUCAUCAUAUUGGGAAGCCAUGACACAUUGACCUUUUACUAAGAUACGACUGAAAGGAAAGGCCAACAUGUCAUACUAGUCAGGGUUCCUUUUAACAACCUUUAGUAUUACUAGGAGUACCCUUUGUAGUAACAUAAAAAGCUUUGUGAAUAUGGCCAUCUAUAGUCAUUUUGCAACCACCCCCGCCAUGUGCUCCCAAGAAAUGUGCCUUCAGAGGUGUGGUAUUGUGGCUUUAACUUGAGAAAAAUAGUUUCAGUGCUUUAUAAGGUGCCCCUUCAAACAAAAGGUCCGUAGAACAUGUCUUUAUAAAUUAUGAGUGCCCUUCUUAUCUAGAUUUGCAAACGUAAUGCAACACCCGUGAUGCUUUGUAAUUGGCCUGUUUUUCUUUUCCAUGCAAAAUGGCAUAAAUAUGUAGAUGGUUCUGUACUGUGUAGUGUUUUCAGUUAACAAAAUCAACAUUUCACAUUCAUAAAUGUGGCCUUAUUCAUGUUUAAUUACCACCACCACCAGCACCAAUUCAAAGCAUACGUAUUGGCUUAGAAAUCGUCAUUUACAUAUACUGUACAACAUACUGUAGCUUGGGUCAGCUCUCCACAUGCGCCUUUUUAAAAUAAUGGUGGCCAGCAAGGGACAUAUGCAACAUACAGCUCAGUCUUUGGCGUCUGCAUGCAAAGGAAAAACAUUAUCUUGGAUUUAUUUGCAGAAUUUCCCCUCAUUCAGCAAUGUAGGCUAAGUUAUGAACCCAUUUUCUACAAGCCACAUGUGGUCCUAACAUUCUGACAUUGAAAUUGUAUUUUCCAAUGAAACAAAUAAAGAGAAAGAAUAACUUUGUC